AUGGGUUUUGUUUUAAUUUUUUUUUCUAAAUCAACUAAUCAAGGUCUGUAAUUCUUGUUUUGCAAACUAAAUCCUAUUUAGUGAAAUUUUUUAUGAUCUUUUUUAAAUAUAUUUUUCAUUUUUAACAAAAUUUGCAUUGUAUUUUGAGGUAAUUACCGUAAUCUACCUAUUAUUUCAGCAAAACAAUUAUUUUUUUAAAAAUAUUUCUGUAACUUCUAUUUCUGUGGUUUUUUGUUGUUGUUGUUGUUGUCAAUUAUGCGUACAAGAAAAUUUGAAUCUGGGCAUGAAAAGGAAAAAAAAAAAGAAUCUGAAUUGGAUUAGAAAUCUGCAGAGAUUGAAUCUGAAACAAUUUUUAUCAACAUGCCAAGCUUUUUGAAGAUGGAAAUCUUUUCAGAACUAAAAAAAAUUCAUAACAAGAACUUUGGUGAUAAAUUAUUGUACUUUGUGAGAUUGAAAACUCCAAAAACGGAAUCAGAUUCAAAUCAGCAAAAUCCUGUAAUUCCAGUACCAAAUCUGCUUUUUGACCGAUAAUUUGACCAGACCUGCUUUUUGACAGGUAAAUUUGACCAAACCUGCUUUUUAAGGCAAAUCAUUUCAGCCUCCCCAAUCGCCUCCAUCUCUAUUCUCGUUCUCAACUCUGAACUUCCUCUCUCUCUCUCCCUCUCUCUCCCUCUCUCUCUCUCUCUCUCUCUCUCUCUCUCUCGGCAACUGCAAACUACAAAAUCUACAAGAAUCAGAAGUUAAAACCCCAUGUAUUUCAGUUUAAGAAUCAAAAGUUCAAAACCUAUUACCUAUAUCAAAACCCAUAACGGCAUAUCAUUUCAGAUUGUUCAGAAAAUCAAAACCCAUAUCUUUCAGUUUCCAUUGCCUGCUGUUCCAGUUCGGGUUCGCCGUUCGCUGUUCGCAAGCUUCAGCCGCAGUCUCUCAACUCUCAAGCUUGCCUCCCUCUCUCUCUCUCUCUCUGCAACUGCUAACUUGGUUAGCAUCGGGCUUUAACAUUUAGUAAGAACAAGGUUCAAGAAACAUGUCUCCUCAGUCAUCAGGUCUCUUUUAUGAAAGAAGAGAGUUGAUUGGGAAUGGGUGGAGUUGGCAAAAAGAAGAUAGCUGCUGCCAUAAUGUUGAAGCUCCGACGCCUGUACCGGAAGUCGGUGAGGAUAAUGUUGAACCACUGAUGCCUGUACUGGAAGGCAACAAGGAUAAUGUUGAAGCCCAUUCAGGUCGGUCAUCUCGAUUGAUCCUGCAUAGGGCAGUAGCAACGGAAAUGGUGCGGCAACGGGAGAUGGCCCUCCCCACGCAAAAAGGGUGGCCUUGGCAGCAGAAAAUGAAAUUUGAAAAUUUGAAAAAAAAAAUUAAUAUUUUUAUUGCUUAUCUGGUAUAAACUUUAUAUAAUUUGAUUUUAUUAGGCCGGUCAUCUCGAUUGAUCUGCACAGGGGCAGUAGGAACCAAACCAAAAUAGUGCAGAACGGGAGGAGACAACGGGAGGAGACGGCCCUCCCCAGGCAAAAGGGGCGGCAUUGGCAGCAGAAUAUGAAAUUUGAAAAUUUGAAAAAAAAAAAAUUAUAUUUUUAUUAGUCAUUAGAAUAUUUAACAUUUUAAUAAUAAGAAGAAUCAAAAAAAUUAGUGAACUUUGCUCAGAAUCAUACCAUGGGCCUUAGUAGAUGGGCUUAGGGUUGAUAUUUUAUUUUAAAAGACAUGAGAUUGUUGUACAAGUAUGGAUUGGUUGGAUUGGUUUGGGGUGGGUUUUUAGUUAUGACUGAUGAAAAUAAAUGGCAUUUGACAAA
Molecule: messenger RNA, 1781 nt
Organism: Cornus florida
Lineage: Eukaryota; Viridiplantae; Streptophyta; Magnoliopsida; Cornales; Cornaceae
Exons: 5
Coding region: 1025-1378 (117 amino acids)
Source: RefSeq, a predicted model, not a curated record